AUGGCUGGGACUUACGACAAUGAACAACAGAGAAUUGCCGACCGAAUUAAGUGCAUCGCUUUCCGUGAAGCACGUGAUGCUGGUGCAGCAUUCAUCACUCGACAAUGGAUCGCAGAUAAAAUCCAUCGUUUGACUCGGUUUGCUACUCAAUGGUGGGAGAAAGCAUACGACAAAUGCUUUGCUGAUUAUUCUGAAUGUGGUCGUAAUCUCAAAUUAUCGCAGGAUAGUCAAAAUAUCAUUCUCAAUGCGAGUGGCAAGCAGAAAAAAAAACCAUUGAAAACAGAAACCAAUAUUUCCGAUCGUUUGUGGUUAUGCGACUGGUUGAAGAACUGGACUCAGGAAGACUUCUUACACCUCGCACCAGCGGAUGAAUUUUAUGUUUGGAGUGUUCGGAAGCCAAAUUACCAGAAUGACAGGAUCUGGGCAAAAUCUAUCAAGGAUAUUGAAGAGCAUGAAAGAUAUCGUGAAAUGGUGAAAAACCAAGCAUGCAUUGGUAUUUUCAUUCUUUUUACCGCAAAAAAAUUGCUUUCGGUAAUAAAAGAUAAAGGAGUACCCUGGACAGAUCAAUACUUUCGUGAUACAAUUUUAGUCCAGCACGUCUUUCCUUUUCUCAAAAAUGAAGAAAACGUCAUUGAUGUGGAUGAAGUGACGUUUGUUCACGAUAAAGCCCCAUGCAUGACAGCAAAUAUGACUCAGCAGUUGAUCCAAGACAACAAUAUCAAUUUUUGGGGUAAUAAUAGGUGGCCAGGAAAUUCACCUGAUCUCAAUGCAGCUGAGCGCAUCGGAUCGAUACUGAAGGAUGAAGUCGAGACAAGAAUGUUAUCUGAAGACAAACAUGAUCGUUAUCGUGAAGAAACAUUGAAAAACCACAUAUGCGAUGUCUUAGAAAGUAUGGAAACAGAUACCGAGCUUUUUGAAAAUCUGCUAUGUUCGUAUCCAUCUCGAUUAGAAGCUAUCAAAAAAGCUAAUGGUUGGCAUACAGAUUAUUGA
This is a messenger RNA of Adineta ricciae, 990 nucleotides long. NCBI's taxonomy places the organism in Eukaryota, Metazoa, Rotifera, Eurotatoria, Adinetida, Adinetidae. The record is from the annotation of a GenBank genome assembly.